ACACGCAGUUGAGUUUCCGGCUGAGCCUUACGCGCUUUGGUUUCUGGUGGUUCAGCGCGUUAUCCUGCGCUAUUAAUAAUUAUAAACUGAAAUCCGCUUGUUGUGUUGUAAUUGAAACACAAUUAUUAAGAAGCGACCAGGCAGUGUGUUAUUACAGAAAAAAAAACACACACACACACGAGCAAUUAUGCAGUGUGAGCGUGCUCGAGUGGCUUCCAUUCUGUAGGAUUUAAAAGAGUAAAAGUGGAAAGUUCUGUCUGAGGAAUUUGUCUGAGAGGCUAAAAACGAGCAUCAAUAACUGGAAAUGGCGGUGAAAUCUGGAGAAGAGCGCUUGAAGGAGAUGGAGGCAGAAAUGGCCCUGUUUGAACAGGAGGUCCUGGGAGCCCCCGUCUCCAUGCCAGCAGUGACAGCUGUGGUGGAAGCAGUGCCCGUGGCGCUGGCUGUACCAACAGUCCCUGUUAUUAGGCCUAUUAUAGCUACCAACACCUACCAACAGGUUCAGCAAAGCUUGGAGGCGCGGGCUGCUGCUAUUGUGGCUUCUCCUCCAGCUGCUUUUGUGGGCCCAGCUGUUCCUCCACGACCACCACCUGUGUUGAGACCUGCUUUUGUACCUCAUAUUCUACAAAGAACAGGCGCACAUCGAAUGCCAAUGAUGCAGGGUCCUCCUCCCCCUCCAAUGGUGGCACCCCCAAUGCCUCGACCGCCACCACCCCCACCCAUGAUGGUGGGACCUCCGAUGCCAGGACCACCUCCACAUCACAUGGGCCACAUGAACCCUUUGACUCCGAUCGGACCGAUGCCCCCAAUGGUUCCUGUUCCCAGACCAGUGGUGCAGCCUCCACCAAAGCUCACACCAACGGUAAUCCAGGCGGCUCCCACCGUAUAUACAGCCCCACAGCUCAAGAAGAAAAUGGAGCCUCGCAUCCUAACACACAGAACACGACUGGAGGAGCUGGCAUCCUCAGUUGUAGAACAGGCAACUGCAGCCAUAACAACAAAUGCCAUGUUGAUGGAAGAAAAGGAUUCGUCGGCAGGUUUGGAGGAGGUUGUGAUUGGCCCCAGUAUGCCCGAGCAGGAGCCGCCACAUGCUGAGGUGAUGGAGGGAAGCGCAGAGGAUAAAAAGAAAGGAAAACAGGAGAAAGCAAAGAGGUGCAUCCGAACAGCCGCAGGAAUGACCUGGGAGGAUCAGAGCCUCCUGGAAUGGGACGUUGAUGACUUUCGUAUUUUCUGCGGUGAUCUCGGCAAUGAGGUCAAUGAUGACAUCCUGGCUCGAGCUUUUGCACGUUACCCUUCUUUUUUGAAGGCUAAAGUGGUACGAGACAAACGAACGGGAAAGACCAAAGGGUACGGCUUUGUCAGCUUCAAGGAUCCUAAUGACUACGUGCGUGCAAUGAGGGAGAUGAAUGGAAAAUAUGUUGGGAGCCGUCCAAUCAAACUACGAAAAAGUAUGUGGAAGGACAGAAACCUUGAGGUGGUCCGGAAAAAACAGAAAGAGAAAAAGAAGCUUGGACUGAGAUAGUCGUAUGGGAGAGACUCGUGAAUGGGGAAAAAGCAGAAAAUAACGGAGUUGCAGCGUGAAGACGUGAACGAGGAGCGCUGGUGAUGUCAUGCCAUACAUUUGGUUACCGUGCAGACACCUUCUGAUUUUAAAUAAUGCAGUGUGAUUUUAAAAAUGGCCCCCUCAUGAAGACCACAGAAACAGUCUGUGGUUUUGUAAAAUACUCCAGUCGCGUGUUGGCCGUCGAGUAGCCCCGAAGCGUCUGGGCGUCUGUCGUAUGAUACGUAACACAGUUCAACUUGGCAGACAUCGACGCUGCGUGAUCGACGGACGAUUUCUAAAGGGGUUUGUUCUGAAUGCUCCUUCACUUUGUGAUGGUGUCACUUUAGGAUUCCCCUUUAAAUGUUUUAUAUAACGUUCUGCACUGUUUGAAGUGAAUAUAAAUUGUGUAUAAAAAGUUGGAUUCUG
Polypterus senegalus (gray bichir) is the source of this 1966-nucleotide messenger RNA. RefSeq names its product RNA binding motif protein 42 (gene rbm42). The transcript is spliced from 11 exons. The coding region runs from base 305 to 1519 and encodes 404 amino acids. The record is from RefSeq and is a predicted model, not a curated record. Gene Ontology annotation, molecular function: mRNA binding. Lineage: Eukaryota; Metazoa; Chordata; Cladistia; Polypteriformes; Polypteridae.